AUGGCCUCAAGAGAAACUCAGCUCUACACAAAGAUCUCUAAGAAGCUUAAGGACCAAAUCACCUUCCCUUUUUUGGAAGCACUUCUGGCCAUGGGGUUCCCAGCACACACAGCACAAAAAGCACUGGCGGCUACAGGAAGAAGGACAGUAGAAGAGGCAUCAGAAUGGUUGCAUUUUCAUUACAAUGACCCCUCUUUAGAUGAUCCAAUCCCUCAAGAAUAUGCUCUCUACCUAUGUCCGACUGGACCUCUACUGGAAGAACUACAGGAUUUUUGGAGAGAAAGCAAACGCCAAUGUGGCAAGAACAGAGCACAUGAAAUCUUCCCCCAUGUGACACUCUGUGACUUCUUCACGUGUGAAGACCAGAAAGUGGAAUAUUUAUAUGAGGCCCUGAAGAGAGCUGGUGACAAGAUUUUGAAUUCUUUCCCUUCUACUAUUCCUUUGAGUCUCCAUUCUUCUAUCAGUUACCUUGGAUUCUUCAUCAGUGAUAGUUCUGCAGAUGUUAUUCGAGAAUUUGCCAUGAAUUUUGCAACGGAAGCAUCUAUACUGGCAGAUUGCAUUGUGAAGCCAUGUACCAAACAACUCCAUCUUACACUUGCUCAUAAAUUUUGUCCUCAUCAUCAAAAGACUCUGGAACAGUUGGCAAAAUCCAUCGACCAACUACAAAGUUGUCAAUGGACUGCAGCUCUGUAUUCUAGGGAUAUGCGCUUUGUGCAUUACCAGACACUGAGAGCACUCUUCCAGUAUAAGCCUCAAAACAUGGAUGAGCUGAUGCUCACUGCAGGCGACUAUGUCUUUGUCGAUCGAACCCAGCAAGCUGAAGCCAGCGAAGGCUGGGUGAUUGGGAUCUCCCACCGAACAGGCUGCAGGGGCUUUGUGCCUGAGAACUACACAGAGAGAGCCAAUGAGUCUGAUACUUGGGUUAAACACAGAACUUAUACAUUUAGUCUAGCCAUUGGUCUAGACUCCAAGGACAGUGAAAACAGUACUACAACGAACUAUAAAUCCCAUCAUUCAUUAAUGACAACAAAAACAAGCAAAAUACAGGCUUUGCAGGUACUGACACAUAGAAGAAGCCUUCUGGUAAUGCGUCAUGGGGAAAGGGUGGAUCAAAUCUUUGGGAAGUCUUGGUUGCAGCAAUGUUCAACUAUAGAUGGAAAAUACUAUAGACCAGAUAUGAACUUCCCUUCUAAUCUGCCAGAAAGGAAGAAUGGACUCAGAAAUUUUGAAUAUGAUCCACCUUUAUCUUCCUGUGGCAUUUUCCAGUCCAGACUUACAGGAGAAGCUCUACAAGAUGGUGGCAUCAAAAUUAGCUACAUAUACUGCUCACCAGCUCUGCGAUGUAUACAGACAGCAAAACACAUCCUAGAAGAACUCAAACAGGAGAAAUCACUGAAAAUAAGAGUGGAACCUGGACUCUUUGAAUGGACCAAAUGGGAAAUAGCUGAAGCAAUCCCUGCCCUCAUGACACUGGGUGAACUGACCAAAGCAAAUUUUAAUGUUGACGUUGAUUACAGAUCUGAAUUUCCACUUUCCUCCCUGAGGCCAUCGGAAAGUUACGAUGACUACGUAAAAAGGUGUUCUAUGACUGUGAAGCAGAUCGUUGCUGCCUGCCCAGGUGGUGUAAUCUCAAUUGUAAGCCAUGGUUCAGCUCUGGACUCCUGCACUCGACCACUACUUGACCUCCCACCCAGAAACAUCAGUGAUUUUGCUCAACUAGUCAGAAAGAUCCCUUCACUUGGCAUGUGUUUCUGUGAAGAAGUGGAAGAGAACAAAUGGCAGCUGAACAACCCACCAGUUAAAACACUAACUCAUGGGUCAAAUUCAGCAUUUAACUGGAGAAACUGGAUACAGGAUUGUUAA
Molecule: messenger RNA, 1863 nt
Organism: Trichosurus vulpecula (common brushtail)
Lineage: Eukaryota; Metazoa; Chordata; Mammalia; Diprotodontia; Phalangeridae
Gene: UBASH3A
Product: ubiquitin associated and SH3 domain containing A
Exons: 14
Coding region: 1-1863 (620 amino acids)
Biological process (GO): negative regulation of T cell receptor signaling pathway
Cellular component (GO): cytoplasm
Molecular function (GO): protein binding
Source: RefSeq, a predicted model, not a curated record